AUGACUGAGGACGAAAUGGCUAGGCACAUCCAUGAAUUCGAAGCUGUCGGCGUUUUCCGUCAAGGUGUCGGUGCCCUGGAUGGAUACCACUUUCCCAUUUCACCGCCGAAGAAGAACGCCACAGAUUACUACAACUAUAAAGGCUGCUACAGUAUGAUCCUGCUAGCUCUUGUCGACCACAGAUACCGCUUCAGGUACAUUAACGUCGGUGCUCCUGGACGUUGCCAUGACUCGCACGUCUUUGGAGUUUUGCAGCUCUCCAAAGCUAUUGAGGGUCCUCUUUUCAAAGCACCUCUCGCCAGAAUAGGCGGCGCAACAGUUCCGCCCUUAAUUCUGGGUGAUCAGGCCUUUCCAUUGCCACCCAACCUGAUGAAACCCUUUGGACACCGUGGUUCGUUAAGCGAAGAUGAAAAAUGUUUUAAUUAUCAUUUAAGUGCAGCAAGGAGAAUUGUAGAAAGCGUGUAUGGGAGGCUUAAGGCCAGGUUCCGCUUCACUGCAAAGACAAUGGAGUGCCAUGUGGACAAUGCCCGCUUCGUAAUAAAGGCUUGCUGCGUGCUAAAUAAGAUUUGUGAACACUUCAACGACAACGUCCACGCACUGUGGCUAAGCGAAGUGCAGCAGUCAAAUAUCGAGUUUCCACAGCCGUCAUGCACCACGGAAGCUCAAGUUGGAAAUGCAACGGCCAUAAGGCGCGCACUUGUUGACUAUUACAGCCCAGUGAACGGAAAUGCACCUACAUCGUAA
Messenger RNA from Rhipicephalus sanguineus (brown dog tick), 744 nucleotides. RefSeq lists its product as uncharacterized. Bases 1 to 744 code for a protein of 247 amino acids. The record is from RefSeq and is a predicted model, not a curated record. The transcript is spliced from 2 exons. Lineage: Eukaryota; Metazoa; Arthropoda; Arachnida; Ixodida; Ixodidae.